AUGCAGUUUCCGGAAGCACCGGGAAUUGCGGAGGAGAUCUUGCACGUGCACAACAGCGUCGAUUCGUCGUCGUCGUCAUCGUCCGCGUCAUUCUUGGCCAACAAUUCGAUGCCCUGGGGCAACAUGAACAUGUCGCUGUCUCCGUCGUCGUCAUACUCGUCGGACGCAACCAUGUCACUCACUGUCGUCGACUACGUCAACAACAGCUCGAGUGCCGGCGAGGACGUCGAGUUCGACAUCGCAGGAACGGCUUCCAAGGCACUGAUAGGGCUUGGUUUAAGUUCGAUGAUCCUGGCUUCGAUUUGCGGGAAUUUGUUGGUUUGUAUCGCUGUGUGCACCGACCACAGCCUUCGAAAACUGGGCAACCUGUUCGUCGUGAGCCUGGCAAUAGCAGAUUUGCUCGUCGCAUCCGUCGUGAUGGUUUUUGCGACGAUCAAUGAUCUCAUGGAUCGAUGGAUUUUCGGCGAGAAGUUCUGCGACACCUGGAUUGCCAUGGACGUCAUGUGCAGCACAGCUUCCAUCAUAAACCUCUGCGCCAUUUCUCUGGAUCGCUAUAUUUACAUAGAAGAUCCGUACAGGUACAGUCGAUGGAUGAGCAAGAAGACAGUGACGCUGCUGAUCGCGUGCAUCUGGGUAGUCGCCGGCCUCGUGUCCUUCCUGCCCAUCUCGCUGGGCCUGCACAAGCCGCCUCGGCUGGCGGACGAGGCGCCUCAUCCACGGGCCCUCGGGCCCGACGCCCCGCUAAUGCCUGACGCCGCCAUGCACUGUGCACUGGACCUCACGCCCACCUACGCCGUCGUGUCGUCGUGUGUUUCCUUCUACGUGCCGUGCGUGGUCAUGGUGAUCCUCUACUACCGACUGUACCACUACGCGCUCAAGCACGUGCGCAGCAUCAAGCAGAUGACGCGGCCGUUGCAGUUGGGCACUGUGAACGGCAAGCCGGCGGCCACGGUGCCCACGGAGUAUCAGGUGUCCGAGCACAAAGCCGCCAUCACCAUCGGAGUGGUCGUUGGCGUGUUCCUGGUGUGCUGGGUGCCAUUCUUCUGCGCAAACAUCGCCGAGGCGUUCUGCAAAUGCGUGCCCAAAACGACUUUCCAGGCGCUCACUUGGCUCGGCUACUGCAACUCCUCCCUCAACCCGGUCAUCUACUCCAUCUUCAACACAGAGUUCCGCUACGCCUUCCACAAGAUCAUCGCGCACAAGUGUCCCUGGUUGUUGUGUCGGUGUUGCGGGGCGUGUUGCCCCGACCGGAGCGGGAAACGGAUCAACGGGAACGAUGGGUCGCCGGCGCCGCUUCGGCGACUCCCGCGGCGCUACGGCGGCUCUCAGGCGGAGAUCGCGAGCAGGGUGGUCGUUGGCGUGUUCCUGGUGUGCUGGGUGCCAUUCUUCUGCGCAAACAUCGCCGAGGCGUUCUGCAAGUGCGUGCCCAAGACGACUUUCCAGGCGCUCACUUGGCUCGGCUACUGCAACUCCUCCCUCAACCCGGUCAUCUACUCCAUCUUCAACACAGAGUUCCGCUACGCCUUCCACAAGAUCAUCGCGCACAAGUGUCCCUGGUUGUUGUGUCGGUGUUGCGGGGCGUGUUGCCCCGACCGGAGCGGGAAACGGAUCAACGGGAACGAUGGGUCGCCGGCGCCGCUUCGGCGACUCCCGCGGCGCUACGGCGGCUCUCAGGCGGAGAUCGCGAGCAGUCGGUACAGCCUCAACGUCGAGGUGAACGGGUUGUCGCUCGUGACGCGGAACAACGACGGCAUGGCCGCCGUGGGGACGCCGAACGGCAAUAACAGCAAUGGGAGGUCGAUGACGAACUUGGUGAUGCCCAUCAUGCAGUGUCGGUCCACCAUGGUGUAG
Notodromas monacha is the source of this 1851-nucleotide messenger RNA. The record is from the annotation of a GenBank genome assembly. NCBI's taxonomy places the organism in Eukaryota, Metazoa, Arthropoda, Ostracoda, Podocopida, Cyprididae.